Messenger RNA from Poecile atricapillus (Black-capped chickadee), 3395 nucleotides. Its product is annotated as CUGBP Elav-like family member 2. Gene Ontology annotation, molecular function: mRNA 3'-UTR binding. Bases 520 to 2100 code for a protein of 526 amino acids. The transcript is spliced from 15 exons. The record is from RefSeq and is a predicted model, not a curated record. Gene Ontology annotation, biological process: mRNA splice site recognition; regulation of alternative mRNA splicing, via spliceosome. Gene Ontology annotation, cellular component: nucleus; cytoplasm; ribonucleoprotein complex. NCBI's taxonomy places the organism in Eukaryota, Metazoa, Chordata, Aves, Passeriformes, Paridae.
GGGAGACCACCAACAACCCUCAGAAAAUAAUAUAAAAACGAACCUCAAAGGCAGAAGAAAAUACCCAAAAGGAGAAGACUGCAGCUUGCAGUAAUCUGUAAAUGAUUGCUGGCAAAGACUGGAGGCUUCGAGCUUGAGCUGUGUUUGUUCCAAAAGAAAGCCAAGAAGGACGGUGUUAAUAAAGAGAGAUUUAACUGAGGGCUGUGCUUGGAAUAAAGUGGACUACAAAAAGGUCAAAUUUGAUCAGUUGGAGCAGAUUACAAGGGCUUUAAAAGGUAGUGGUGAAGAAAUGAAACUGGGACUGUGAAGCAAUAUAGCACAAGAUUGAUUUUGGGGGUGGAGAGAAGCUGGGACAAGUGCUUAUCAGCUUGAGAAGGAGGAAGAGCUGUGCUGGGUUUGUUGUCAUUCCCACACUGAGUAGAGUACUUGCUGCUUUUGUGGUUAGCCUUCCCUGCCGUGGUUUUUCUUUUUUCUUUUUCUCAUUUUUAAUAUACAUAUUUUAUUAUUGUUAUUCCUACAAUGGUGUCUAUAAUCUCUGACUUGGAUCCUCUGAAAAGCUGGAAAGUUUUAAGAGAGACUGCCACAGAGUUGUCUGGAACAUUACCAAGUAACGGCACAGCUAACAAGAUGAAUGGAGCUUUGGAUCAUUCAGACCAACCAGACCCAGAUGCCAUUAAGAUGUUUGUUGGACAGAUUCCCCGUUCGUGGUCAGAAAAAGAAUUAAAAGAACUUUUUGAGCCUUAUGGAGCUGUCUACCAGAUUAAUGUUCUCCGAGACAGAAGUCAGAACCCUCCCCAAAGUAAAGGUUGUUGUUUCGUAACAUUUUAUACAAGAAAAGCUGCUCUUGAGGCACAGAAUGCACUGCACAAUAUUAAAACUUUACCUGGGAUGCAUCAUCCUAUUCAGAUGAAACCCGCAGACAGUGAAAAGUCAAAUGCUGUGGAAGACAGAAAAUUGUUCAUAGGAAUGGUUUCGAAGAAGUGUAAUGAGAAUGAUAUCAGGGUGAUGUUUUCUCCGUUCGGCCAGAUAGAAGAAUGCCGAAUCCUUCGGGGACCAGAUGGGCUGAGCCGAGGCUGUGCGUUUGUCACAUUUUCUACAAGGGCAAUGGCACAGAAUGCAAUCAAAGCCAUGCACCAGUCUCAGACCAUGGAGGGCUGCUCUUCGCCAAUCGUGGUGAAGUUUGCUGACACCCAAAAGGACAAGGAGCAGCGGCGUUUGCAGCAGCAGUUGGCUCAGCAGAUGCAACAGCUCAAUACUGCCACUUGGGGAAACCUCACAGGUCUUGGAGGACUCACACCACAAUAUCUAGCUCUCCUGCAGCAAGCAACUUCCUCCAGUAACUUGGGUGCCUUCAGCGGCAUUCAGCAAAUGGCUGGCAUGAACGCUUUACAAUUACAGAAUUUGGCAACUUUAGCAGCCGCAGCAGCCGCCGCCCAGACCUCAGCUACCACCACCAAUGCAAAUCCUCUCUCCACAACGACUGGUGCUCUGGGAGCCCUCACAAGUCCUGUGGCUGCAUCAACUGCUAAUUCCACAGCUGGUGCGGCCAUGAAUUCUUUGACUUCUCUGGGUACUCUCCAAGGACUGGCUGGAGCCACUGUUGGACUGAAUAAUAUUAAUGCACUAGCAGUUGCUCAAAUGCUCUCAGGUAUGGCGGCCCUGAACGGAGGACUCGGCGCAACAGGCCUGACGAACGGCACGGCCGGCACGAUGGACGCGCUCACCCAGGCCUACUCAGGAAUCCAGCAGUACGCGGCCGCCGCGCUGCCCACCCUCUACAGCCAGAGCCUGCUGCAGCAGCAGAGCGCCGCGGGCAGCCAGAAGGAAGGUCCAGAAGGGGCAAACCUCUUUAUUUACCACCUCCCCCAGGAGUUUGGAGACCAGGACAUUCUGCAGAUGUUCAUGCCUUUUGGAAAUGUUAUCUCCGCUAAAGUCUUCAUUGACAAACAGACCAAUUUAAGCAAGUGCUUUGGUUUUGUUAGCUAUGACAAUCCGGUCUCUGCACAAGCUGCUAUCCAGGCUAUGAACGGCUUUCAGAUUGGCAUGAAACGCUUGAAGGUUCAGCUGAAACGCUCCAAAAAUGACAGCAAACCUUACUGAUCUUAACCCCAGAUGCUUACUGCUCUUAUUUUAGCUUUCUUAGGACAUCUCCAUGCCCGUUAGCCCAUCGUUUGCCUAGCAUGUCCCUGUGGCGUCUCAAAAAAAAAAAAAGUUUCAUCGUCCCGUCAUUGUUUCUGAUGUCUUUCUGACCUCACAUCAUAUUUGGUUCUCCUACUGACCUAGUUUGACCUUUGAAAUUUGCAUGUGACCUCAUCUAGCUAUGAAUUCUGGGAAGUCAAUGUGAAAAAACAUUGCUGCAUUCAUGCAAGACUGAAAUUUAUUAUUAGAUAAAUUAAUGAUAGGAUUUAAAAACAACCUGUGGCAAAAUGUUUUUUCUUUCUUUCCUUUUUUUUUUUUUUUCAGUUCUGGUUUUUGGUUUCCUUCUUUCCUUGGAGUUUUUGUUUCAUUUUGUUUGGGUUUUUUGUUUUGGGUUUUUGUUUUUCUUGGUUGAUUUUUGGUUUUGUUUUUUUUUUUUCAUUUCGUAAAAAAAAAAAUAAAAAAAAACAGACUUGAAAGUAUUAUACAGGGAUUGGCAUUCUGCCUGGUCACUGGUGACAAUAGCAAUAUGUGUCCAGAGGCACAGAAUGUUGGUUUCUAACAGACUACUUCCAAAACAGUUUGAGAAAUAAAACUGUCUGAUUUUAAGUCUCUAGAGGUCUGUAAUAGUUUUUACAUUUUUCAGGCAGUGUAAAGUUUUUUGAUAAGGCCAUUUUAGGUGGCUCACUUUCUCAUUAAAGUAUAUAUAUAGAACCACUUUUUGUAGAUUAGUAUAAGAAAAUAUUUACCCUGUUUUAGGGCAAAUGCUACCUACUUGUGUCACCUUUUGCUGAACUGACUCACAGUUAGACAAUCCAUGGUUUAAUGCACAUGAAAUUACCUAUAUUUUAUACUGUUUCAAUGUACAGAAGAAAGGUUACUGUAAAAUGUGUUACGUUGGUGCUUCUGUGAAUUAAGUUGUGGUUUCAUCAUGAGUCUUAUGGUCUUAAGUGUUCUAUGUUUAUAAAAAGACAAGUUUAAAAUUGGUUUACUUGAACAAGAACAAAAAGAAGAUUCAAAAAAAAACAAAAAAAAAACAAAAAAAAAAGUUGUUUGCUUAAAAAAGAAUAAUUUCAUGUGAAAAUAAAAAAAUAUUCCAGAAUAAGUUUGUGUUGGCUUGUGACGCAUUGAUGUCAUUUUUUUAUUGUGAACAAUUUAGGUGUGUUUGUGUUCAGCAAAAUGUGAUCAGUUUUUCUUUUAAAGAAAAAAAAAAUCAGUGAAACUAUAGUGCCAAAUUCCAAAGGUACUUUCUUCCUAGA